Molecule: messenger RNA, 1412 nt
Organism: Sphaeroforma arctica JP610
Lineage: Eukaryota; Ichthyosporea; Ichthyophonida
Exons: 9
Coding region: 29-1360 (443 amino acids)
Biological process (GO): protein dephosphorylation
Molecular function (GO): protein tyrosine phosphatase activity
Source: RefSeq, a predicted model, not a curated record
GACACUUGUUGCUGCCUUGCUAAGUUUGAUGUUACUGACAAUGAUGCUGGCUCUGUGUGCGAAAAAGAAGCAGCGAUUACCACCGCCGAAAACUGUACCCCUGUCCGAAGUCGUAUCUCAAGGCGGAACUGCAAAUCAACCAACCGAGACGGCACCAUUAGCCAUUCAGACUGUUCCUGCAGCACGGAAAGAAGAGCCUCUACCCCCGAUCCCAGUGGAAAGUGCAGGUGAAAAUGAUCCCAAAGCCCCUCCAGAAAGCAAAGGCGAUACCUACAUGCAGACAUACAGCUUCUCCAGCAUCAAGCGCGAACUUUUCGAGGAAAAAAUACUAAAGAUGAAACAGCGUCAGGGAUUCUUCAGUGAGUUUGACCGGAUAGAGUCAGAGGAAGAGAAGUUCGGCGACCAACUGACAGCCUCUACUGCUGCAACGAACGCUGGAUCAAUCAAGAAUAGAUACACCAACAUCAUCGCAAAGGAUUGGAGUCGAGUAAAGCUCAAGGAUAGAGAAGAAAAUGAAGAUUACAUAAAUGCUAAUUAUAUACAUGGCUAUAAGCAGAAGAAGGCCUAUAUUGCUGCACAGGCACCCACCGAAGCUUGCCUCGUCGACUUUUGGUCUAUGGUCUGGCAGGAAAACGUAAAAGUGAUUGUAAUGGUGGCGCAACUCAUGGAAGGCACCUCAGAAAAGUGCACCAGAUAUUGGCCUCUGAGUCAAGGCGAAGAAAUAGAGCACGGCGACUUCAAAAUAACAUACGUACGGGACGACGAUAUUCAGGACGAAUCCUACACAAGGCGAUUGUUAGAAGUAGUCGAUCAGCGGGAUGGAGUUACACGUACUGUGUGGCAUCUGCAUUACGAAUCGUGGCCUGAUCACGGCAUUCCCGGAACGGAAGACACCAUCUACACGGUGUUGAAGGAUAUGAACAACCUUAGGGCUACUGAAGAGCCGACCGAAUCGGCGCCUGUGGUAGUGCACUGCAGUGCGGGAGUGGGGCGUUCGGGUGUGAUGAUAUGUCUGGACAUAGCCAUCAAGCAGAUGGAAAACGACGGUAUGGCCGACAUCUACAACAUUGUCUUGGACUUGCGCAAGCAUCGAGCGGGUAUGGUACAACGGUCAAAGCAGUACGAGUACUGCUACGAGGCCUUACUGGAGUAUAUCAAACGCAAUGGAAGGACAGAAGCGACCUCUGCAAUGGAAAGCCAAUCCGUAGGGCAGGAAUCAGAGGAUGUGACACACACAACUAAUAAUAAUGAGUCUAAGGACGGUGCUGGAAAUGCAGACGUUGCCGUGACAGGUGGUGAUGUUGUCAGCAGUGAUGCAAAGGGGAAGGGCAAGAUGAAGAUGGAACCAUGCCUGGACUAGUAGUCUGACCUCCGGCAGACCUUCCUAUUAAAUUAUAAGCAAACGUACCACC